Spinacia oleracea (spinach) is the source of this 1367-nucleotide messenger RNA. Its product is annotated as protein DETOXIFICATION 45, chloroplastic-like. The transcript has 6 exons. The record is from RefSeq and is a predicted model, not a curated record. Bases 714 to 1283 code for a protein of 189 amino acids. NCBI's taxonomy places the organism in Eukaryota, Viridiplantae, Streptophyta, Magnoliopsida, Caryophyllales, Amaranthaceae. Gene Ontology annotation, cellular component: chloroplast.
UCUUCUCCCUUAACUUUCCCUGCGUCAUCCCCUCAAAAAAAACCCUUUCUCUUCGUCGGUGGUUCUAGCCUCCUCGCCAGAGGCCACCUAUUAGCUUGCUCGGCCGUUGGUUCCAAGGAAAAACUUAGCUUGCUCGCGCCGGUGGUUUCAAGAAAGAAAGUUGCUCGCGUCCUAUUUUCCGUCAACCUCUUCGCCGCGGCUACCUGUCCCCUCUUUUAGGUUUGCUCGAUUCGUUUACCUGAUUUUUGUUUUAAGAAUUAGGGUUUUAAAAAUCAGAUCCUAAAGUGACGCGCCAAAUUUAGAAGCGAGAGAGAAAGAGAUUUAAUGGAAAAGGGAAUUGGGGAAGAAAAGGGUUUGGGUUGGCGCAGAGAUGCCCAUCGUCUAACUCGAAUAAAUGCACAUGAAUUCGACACCGGGAAGAAAUCCAGGUACAGUUUUUAUCAUCAUUCUGCCUUUUGAUUUCGAUUCCAAUUUCACAACUAGGUUUUGGUAUUGUAGAUGUCGAGUUGCAAUUUCUAAUCAAUUGGAAUUGCGGAACUUGAUUUUGGUGGAUUCAUAUAUUUAAUUUUUUUUGUUUGUUUGAGUCCUAUUCUUGAUGUGCGGAAAAGGAAGGCGGUUCGAUUGAGCAAAGAUGUCGACUCCAAACGUCGCCAAAUUAACAAUGGGCUGUCGUUCAUAGAGCUAAGAACUCAAAAUAUUCAGCUGAUGAGGAUAUGGAGGAGACAGAUGUUAAAGAUCCAAAUUUAAAGCAAUCUCUGGAGUCUGCUACUUCUCAGAUUAGCCAGCUAGCUCUUUCUAAUAGUCCUACUGGUGUUGCCAAUCUUGCAGCUGUUUUUCUGUUCCCGCUUUUCAUAAAUUAUUUUCAGAUGGCUGUCACUGGAGCAGCCACUGCCACUGUUGUGUCUCAAUACAUAGGUAGCUUCUUGAUGAUUUGGUUUCUUAGCAAGAGAGUAAUAUUAUUACCUCCAAAAUUUGGAGAUCUGAAGUUUGGGGUCUAUUUAAAAUCUGGUGGAUUUCUGAUUGGAAGAACUGUGGCUGUUUUGAUAACUAUGACGAUUGGGACCUCGAUGGCUGCUCGUCAAGGUCCUCUAGCUAUGGCUGCUCAUCAAAUCUGUAUGCAAGUGUGGUUGGCUGUCUCUCUUUUAACUGAUGGAUUGGCCGCAUCUGGUCAGGUCUACACUCCGAGGAAUGCGCCUAUACUAGUGAGGAAAUUGAUGUGGUUCGUGAGCAACGGGCUAAGUGUUUUACCCGCAAGUAUUUACUAUUGGCUUGAGCGCGCUUGAUCGAGGUGGUUUAGUUGUUAUAGAACAAUCGUUUCCAUUAAAAUGUAUGCGUACAUUGAAAUUGGAACGUAUAUUUGAAUGUAG